Molecule: messenger RNA, 3204 nt
Organism: Dryobates pubescens (Downy woodpecker)
Lineage: Eukaryota; Metazoa; Chordata; Aves; Piciformes; Picidae
Gene: RNF26
Product: ring finger protein 26
Exons: 1
Coding region: 21-1472 (483 amino acids)
Biological process (GO): ubiquitin-dependent protein catabolic process; protein ubiquitination
Molecular function (GO): ubiquitin protein ligase activity
Source: RefSeq, a predicted model, not a curated record
GCAGCCCCGUCCCGGCCGCCAUGGACCUACUAUUUGUGCUGUUUCGCGGGCUGCGGAUGGCCCUGGACCUGCUGGUGCUGUUGCUGGAUGUGAACUUCUUCCUCGUGUCCUCGCUGGUGUCGGCGCUGCUCUGGCUGCUCGCCGCGGCCUGCAGCCUCCCCGCGGCCGCCGCCGCCGGAGCCCUGGCCUGUUGGGACGGGCUGUUCCUCUCGCUGGUUUCCCUGGCCCGGGCGGCCGGCUCCCUGGCGCUGGGCGCUGUGCAGGGGCUGGCCGGCCUGCUGCGCGGCUGCUGCUGCGGCGGCCUGGAGGGGCUCAAGGUGGCCGGGCACCUCCUGUCGCACCUGGCGCUGCGGGGCAGGGAGCUGCUGCACCGCGAGCUCUGCGGGCUGCUGGGCUGCGGCCAGGCCCUGGCCAGGCAGGUCGGAGAGGGCCUGGCCAUUGGCACCAGCCUGCUGGCUUACCUCAUCAACAGCCUCGUCAACGUGUGCCUCAUCGGCACGCAGAACCUCUUCACCCUGGUCGCGGCCCUGUGGGACUCGGUCGCCGGCCCCUUCCUCAGAGUCACAGACCUGCUGGCUGCGUUCCUCGCCCACGUCUCCAGCGGUGCCAUCGCUGUGUCCAUCCUGCUGUGGUCACCUUGCCAGCUGGCCUUCGAGCUCCUGGCCUCCAUUGCUGAGCUCUUCAUCAGCAUCUUCUUUGUGAAUAUCUACGGCCUGGGCUUGCUCCUCCUGAUCAUCGUUGUCAGCAGCUUUAUCUUCAACCCCGGGCUGCUGUGGACGCUGGCAGGCUACGUGCUGAGCUACUUCAACACUCUGCCUUCCUACCACCGCCUGCAGAGGGAUGUGUGGCGCCUCUACCAGGUGGCAGUCCUGACGCUGGGCAUGGUCAUGACCUCGCAGGCUUGGCGCAGGUUGGUGGACUGGAGCCUGCAGGUGACUGACUGGAGCCUGCAGGUAACCAACUGGAGCCGAGGAGGCAGAACCACGAACCGGGAGAGCAACCAGCGGGGGGCACCUGUGCUGGCACCCAGGCCUGCAGCCCCCAGCAGGCUGACGCUGGCAGGGGCCGGCCAGCCGCCAGCCGAGCAGGAGGACCCCCUGGACGAGGAGCAGGUGCCACAAGCGCGUCCUGCUUUGGGCCGAAGCGCCGCGGCGGGGCAGCGUCUCCAGCUGCCCAGGGAGGAACCGAACACCUCCAGGGGGAAAGGUCCCAGGAGGCAGCAGCUGAACGCAGCAGCUGCGGAUGCUGAGGGCGCUCCGGACAACGACCCCUGGAUGCUCCUGAAGGAACAAGAGGAACGCAAGAAAUGUGUCAUCUGUCAAGACCAAACCAAGACAGUCCUGCUCCUGCCCUGCAGGCACCUGUGCCUGUGCCAGGAGUGCACAGAGGUCCUCCUGCAGCAGGCCAUCUACCAGCGCAACUGCCCUCUGUGCCGCCAGAUGAUCCUCCAGACGCUCAACGUCUACUUGUGAGCCCGAGGGCUGCUUUUCAGUUUGCUCGAGGGCACCCCUGUCUGCCUUUUGGCAGGAAGCAGAACUCCCCCCAGGGCUGCCUUAAGCAGCUUCCAAAGAACUAAGGAUGGUGCUGAAAAGGCAGAAGGCUGCUGGGAGUGCCUGCUAGCCAGAUCUGCCGGGCUGUAGGUCUUGCUAGCAAGCACAGCUACUGCUCUCUGCAGCAGGCUGAAAGAGCACAUGUGGUUGGGUGGUUAACAGCUAUUGCAGUUUCAAGGCCUGUUGCCUCGAGCCUGCAGCAAUCUGAGAUCCAGAGCAGAGCGCAGAAAGAUGCUCUGGGUCCCUCCUAGUCCAAGCUGAUGGAAAGGUUAGAGGCUGUCCCCUCCUGGGGAUCACAGGGUCUGCUGUGAGGCAAGGGAGGGUUUUUCCCUGAGGUCUGACCAGACAACUACCUGGCAGGGUGCAGUCAGGCCUCUGUUUCCUCCUCCCACCCUCCAAGGUGGGGAGCUCCCUUGGAAAGGAAGAGGGUGCUCCUUUGGCAAAUGUCCUAGGAGAGCAGUGAGCACAUUCCAGCUUUUUAGGCUUUGCUGUCAGAAGGCUGAGCCUGGCUCUCAGCUGGAAAAGAGCAGAGCUCUUGGGGUAUUUCAGAAUCCUAGCCACUGUGGCUUUGGGUUUUGAGCUUCCCCUCCCCCUUGCCAAGACAAGGAAGAGCCCUGAUGAAGCCAGCUGCAGAGCUCAGUGUUGCUGUUGCUUUCACACAUCACCUAUGCAAGACUAGCAAGCACACAGCAGGUUACUCACACAGGGAACUGGAGGGAGUUACCUUUUGUGCAUGGGGAGCCUGAGGGGUGGGUGGCUGGGCAGUGCUUACAGCCCUGGCAGCAGCAGCACACAUCUGAGCCAGUGCUGGAGAAUCCUCUCUGGGGAAUGCACAUUUUCUUCAGGCUCAGAGUGCCAUGGAACUGAGUAGCUCACACCAGUGCUUGCUUGCUGCUUCCCAGGCUGUGCUGGCUUAGAGAAAGAGAAAACCACAAAGCAAAACAACUCUUUGGGAGGAGAGAGGACCCCCCCCAAAGCUCCUGGGAGCCCACUGAAACAUUCCAGCUCCAGGCACAAGUUCUGCACAUCUGUGCCAUGGGUCUGCAGUUGUGUGCAUGGAGCAGUACCAGGACCGUGGCUGGCUUGGACUGGGGCAGGGUUACACUGCUCUGUCUUACUGCAUGUCAGCAAUGGAGUUAGCUGUAUUUAAAAAUGGCAUCUGACCCUAGCUGGGGAGGCCCAGGGUGGCUCAUCCCAGCUUAGUCAACCAGCAUUGUUCCAAGAAACUGCUGGGCAGCAGGAGGGCCUUGCUCUGAAAAGCUUUCCCUUCGCCAGUUGCUUGCCUGAGGUCAGCCACGUGCCACAGCCCAUUCUGGCUGGAGCCUGACUGGGUAGACUCCUGACUCUUGGACUGCAAGCCAAGAGCCUAGGGGUGGCUGGCAUGGUCUUCUGUCUCUGUUCUCCUUAAUUAGCAGUUCAAGCCAAAAGAGAGGCAGCAGAGAGGCAAAGAGGCCAGGCCAUGCUGGGAGAUGCCUCUGCUGUAAACCUGAGCUGGGGCAAGAUGCUGUCUUGUUGGACAAUGGCUUUGCUGGAGGGACUCCCAGGACCAAAGUGGGCUCCUGAGCACUAGUAGGUGUCAGAAGGGCCUGACCCCAGGGCUGUCAGCUGCAUCCACCUCACUUGGCAGAGAUGGAAAGCUCCCUGCCCCAGCCCC